CGCCGCCCUCAGCCUGUAACUUGUGUCAACACUAAGUUUACUCGUGUUUGUUUGAUGUCAGAUAUCAUCAGGUGUAUUUAAUUUUUAAUUUGAUGUUCACAGUAUUAGUAGCUGCCGAUUGUUUCAUUGGUCACCUGCGGGUACCGGUAUGAGAUCUUGUUAAAAUCACGCACUUGCUAAACACGACUUGACAAGCUUCCCAUGAUGUCGAUGAAUGCGAAUCGACGGAAAAGUCGUCAAAACUCUGGGCCAUCUGUCAGUAGAAAUAACAACAGAACUAGAGGUUAUGAGAAAAAUGUAGCAUUUGAUGGAAUUUACUCCAAUCCCAGAUUCUCUCAUCUUCUUGCCUCUCUCGUUGGUUGUGUUGUUCAGUUACAAGUGAAGAAUGGUGGGGUGUAUGAUGGUAUUCUCAAAACAAACAGUCCUAAGAUGGACGUGGUGUUAGAAAUGGCCCACAAACAUGAAGAGAGCAGUAACAACAACACCAAUAACACAACUCCCUCCAAGGAUAGACUGAUUGAAAAAGUCAUCUUCAACAUGUCAGACAUUCUCUCUAUCACCUCUGUGGAUGUCGACCUAGAUUAUGCUGUUAAAGAUACAUUUACAGACUCAGCAAUAAGCAAAUGCAAUAGUAAUCACUCGGAGGCCGAUUUGAAAGUGUUGCAGCCCUGGGAAGGGGGAGAAGGGGAAGAGCUGGGAGGGUUGGAGAGAGAGCCCGCUAAUGGAUGGGAUCCAAAUGAAAUGUUUAGAACAAAUGAAGAAAAAUUCAAUGUACAGUCAAAAUAUGACGAUAGCUUAACACAGUAUACGACCCCUCUGGAGAAGAGAGAUACAAAGGAAUUCCGUAGUCGUGAAGAAGAGGCUGAACGACUAGCCAAUGAAAUCGAGAAGAGUGAGCAGUACAAGCAGCACAUCUCAUUAGAGAAUGGGGAUGGUGACGAAGAGGAAAAGUUUAGUGCUGUCAAACGGACAAAUGAAAACAAUACUAAUAUGCUGAGUUCUGGAAACUCUGGAAAGUACAUCCCCCCAAACAAACGCUCGGGAAUGCAGGGGAACAGGGGUCGAGGGGGAUACUCGUCGAACCAGCGACCUCAGAAUUCGAUUCCACCACGGUUACAACAUCUUCAUCAAAAUCAUCCACACAACUUCCAUCCGAAUCCGAAUCACGCCUCCCCUCCCCACCACCACCACCACCCCCCUCAUCAUCAGACCUCCACCGAGGAGCCAAGACUCAACGGCAUGGCCGACAAAGAUGAAAGAGACAGGAGGUCAGAGGAGAGGAAAGCAGAGGACCGUGUGGAGAGGGACAAACGACAGGAGGAGCGACGUCCUGAAGAAAAGAGAAGUGAUAUAGACACUAAUGUGAAAUCUAGUCUAAAACAAGAACCGGUGACUCCACAUGUAGCCCCUGAGAAACCCGAUCCUGUCCCCCACACGUCUCCCGUACCCCUAAAGCCAGACAGGAGGAGCUCAGCUCACAAAAAUCGUGCAGAAGUUCUAAAUGACCUGAAAGAUUUUAAGAAAAAUUUUAAAGUCAGUUUUGAUGGAAAGAAAGAUGAUCAUAAAGAGACAGUAGAAACAAAGUCAGAAGACAGUGUUGUACAUGAGGCCCCUGCUGCUGCCGCUGUCUCUAAAAUCCCGCUGCCCCAGGAAGCUCUCGCCACUGAAAAUAAGUCAGCUGAUCCCCAGAGUGCACCAGAGAAGGAUGACAUUACAAAAAGAUCAACCCUAAAUCCUUUGGCAAAAGAAUUUGUGAUGGGAAAGGGAAGAGAACAGCAGGUGCCUACUCCUCCCCAGAGGCCUCAGACCCAGAGUCCAGUGAACCCGGGCAUGAUGCAGCAGAUCUCCCAGCCUAUGCCUCACCCUUACAUGCCAACCUACACUGUAAUGCCUCCCACAGUGGUCAACCAGGCCCCUCAGCCUUCCCCGCAAAACUUCAAGACAGUCAAAAGAGCUGUUGUAUCUGUUGGUCCCCGGAAUGAUCUGACUGCUGCCCAGGCUGCUACUGGACAGCCUCUAUUUAACCAAGCCACAGUACAGGCCCAGCAACCCUACAUCCCAUACUUCCCUAACUAUCAGGCGGUGAUGCCUAUGCCAGCAGCCACGGGGAGAAUGGUAACGCCAACAUCUAUGCCUAUGGUGCCUACUUCACAUGGUGCUCAGUCCAGUCAAUCACACCAACAUUCAACAAUAUUUAUGCCUGGUCAAGCUCAACCAAUGCCAGCUCACCUUCCAGCUACUCAGUUUCCGUUCCCAGCCCACAUGCCCAUGGCAACAAACAACAUGGGCAGCCAAGCUAAUCAACAAGGAGGACAGCCUCAACCUAUAACACACCCAGCACCUAGUCCUGUACAACAGCAUGGAAACUCUCAAUCACAUCAACAGGGGCGGCCACCAAACUCGGGCACCCCCCAGCCAGCAGGAGGACCUUACCCACACAUGGCCCCCACAAACAUCCAGGGACAUCCGCCGCUGAUCCCGAGCCCACAGAACCAGUCUCCACAAACCAUGCACAAUCCAGGCUAUCCCUAUGUCUCCCAGCACCACAUCUUCCAGCAGGGCACCACGGGCCAGCAUUACACACAGCAACACAUGCCCACCGGUGGCAACCAGUCAAUGCAUGCCGGGCCCUCCUCUCAGCUGGGCCACGGGGCACAGAUUGUGGUCAUGCCCAACCCCCAGCCUGGGCAAGUGCAGCCUCAUCACGCGCACAACCAACAGUUUCAACAACACAUGGGAGGUCCCAAUCAACAACACAUGAUGCAACCAACAGGAAUGCCUGCAGGGUUUCAAGGAUCUAAUCCUUCUACUAAUGUUGUCCACCAGUUUGUUCCACAAGUUGCGAGUGGUCCUCCACCCGUGGCGACAGUGCCACCAUAUCAACAAAACCAUUAAAAAUGGAGAAUUUUAGAAAAAUAAGAUACUUCUGUUUUCCUCUCUUCUGAUUUCUAAACUCAAGGCCAAAAAAGUAAUUGUGCCAGCUCUUAAAAGAGGACCUGAUAAAUUUAAAAAGAGAUUUUUGACAUGUUCCCCGAGAAGUGUUCACAGUUUCCAGCUUAGAUAGUGUGUGAAAGUGUGAGAGAGAGAAGUUACAAGACGCAUAUAAUGUGAUAUCAGUUCUUAAAAAGUGUUUGCAGGACAGCAAACUGAUUUUAUUACUAAAGAACAGCCCAAGUUGACUUUUUGUAGAAUAAAAGUUAAAAAAAAAACACUAAAAAUAAAAAAAAAAACUACUGAAA
This is a messenger RNA of Saccostrea cuccullata (small rock oyster), 3239 nucleotides long. Its product is annotated as ataxin-2-like protein. Gene Ontology annotation, molecular function: mRNA binding. Gene Ontology annotation, biological process: cytoplasmic stress granule assembly. The record is from RefSeq and is a predicted model, not a curated record. The coding region runs from base 202 to 2895 and encodes 897 amino acids. Lineage: Eukaryota; Metazoa; Mollusca; Bivalvia; Ostreida; Ostreidae. Gene Ontology annotation, cellular component: cytoplasmic stress granule. The transcript has 21 exons.